Brassicogethes aeneus is the source of this 1866-nucleotide messenger RNA. Lineage: Eukaryota; Metazoa; Arthropoda; Insecta; Coleoptera; Nitidulidae. The record is from the annotation of a GenBank genome assembly.
AUGGAUGUUCAAUCUAGUCACUUUGUAUUAAACUCCUACGCCUCCUUUUCUCUGGAUACAAAAUCAGAUUCUGCAUAUUCAAUUCAUGCAGAAUAUCCAGGGUUGGAAGAAAUAGUAGUCGAACAAGAAAAGGAUGAAUGGUUCUACAAAAAUACACCUUCAUUUAAAUGUUUUGCGCAAGUUUGUGUAUCCAGAAGCUCCUUAAUUUUUCAUCCUUUAUUCUACUUUCCUCCUCUUGACGAUCCAGGGAUAGACGAUGCAUUUGAUUAUGAAGAAGCAUUAAAAAUCAACGUUUUCGUUACGGAAUUAAAUUUGCAAGAUAACUGGCUGACUACAGAGUCGAGUAAAGAAUUGGCUAGCAUGUUGGAAGUGAACGACAUCAUAGAGAUUUUAAAUUUGAAAGAGUGUCGCAUAGGUCCAGAAGGAGCAAGAUUUUUGAAUGAUGUUUUAACAAUAUCUCAAAGACUGGUAGAUGUUGACUUGAGUUACAACAGCUUGGGCAAUGCUGGGUUAUUGGCGUUAAAAAUUGGCCUAAAAGAAAAUAUGUCGAUUAAAAAGUUGAAUCUUAGUCACAACAACUUUACGGAAGCAAGUGCCGAGACUUUGGAAAGUAUACUAAAGGAAAAUAAUUUUGUAGAGGAUUUGGACUUAUCUUGGAAUGGAUAUUAUCCGCCUCCAGCAACUAAAAGGAUUUUUAAUGGCUUGUUUUUUAAUAAAAGCAUUAAGGUUUUUAAUUUGGCGUUUAACGGUAUCAGCGAGAAUAAAGCUAUAAGACCUUUGAUAAGGUUUAUGAAAAGUUCUGAAAUUAUUGAAGAAUUGGACUUAAGUUGGAACAGAUUGAGUGGACCUGGAUUAAACGCAAUUAGAGGUGCAGUGAACAAAAACGAAUCUUUAAGGGUUCUGAAAGUGGGUAAUAAUAAAUUUACCCCGGUGGAAGCGUUUAAUAUUGCAAAUUUAUUGGUGAAAAAAACUAACUUACAGGAAAUUGACAUGGAGAAUGUUUGGUUCGAUAAAAAAAUCCUACCAGAAAAAGUAAUUCGCAUAGGUGGAAUUUAUUCAAACUACACAAUAAACGGUCCCGACGAUAUUCUACUGAUGUUCAACAGAGCCAGAUAUCUUCUUCAGAAACCCAAAAAGAAGAAGGCCAAAAAAGAUUUUAGCCAUUUUAUUUUGAAAUUAGCCGAUGAAAAGGUUCUACGCGAAGACUUUGACCUUUUACUAAAAAAAGAGAAAAUGAAAAAACUGGAUAAGGAUUUGCUAAAUACUAUAUUUAAUAAAUUUAAAAUAGGAAAGACAGAAGCGAUUGAUGGUAUCAAAAUAAAAGAAACUUAUAUGAGGUAUUAUCCAGAUGCCCACUUACCACCACCAAAGCCUAAAAAAGGAAAAAAAGGUAAGAAAGGAAAGAAGGGCAAAAAGGGUAAAGGAAAAGGAAAAGGGAAAGGAAAAGAAGCCAAAAAAACAGCCGAAGACUUCACCAAAAAAUCAAAAGAAGAAACUGAAGGAACCGAAGAAGGAACUGAAAGUGAAUGGGAAUCAGAAAUUACCAAUUUGGAAGGUGCAGAUGUCCCAAUAUUGGGUGUGAAUGAAGCAUAUCCGCAAUAUCCUAUUGAUUGGCUACAACAAGAAGAUGAAGGUAAUGAAGGUGAUGAAGGUGAUGAGGGUGAUGAAGGUGAUGAAGAUUAUGAAGGUGAUGAGGGUGAAGGAAUGACCUCAGAAGAAGAUGAUUGGAUGUACGCAGAUGAAGAUGAAGGAGAAUUUACAGAGACUGAAGAUGAACAUGAAAUGGACAAAGAGGUGGAGGAAGAGGAAGAACAACAACAGCAAGAGGAAGUGCCAGAAAAUGAAGAGCAAGAAGAGGAUGCAUAA